AUGACAGUCUCACUAUAUGCUGUAGCAGACUUCUGCCUCAUUCCUGUUGGAUUACCUCAAACUUCCGUUGCACGUGAAAUAGCCGAAGUGCAAAGGGUAUUAGAGAAAUCAGGAUUAGAUGGUUAUGGAACAAAUCUUGAAGGACCAUGGGAUGAUGUUGUUCGAGUCAUUGGAGAGUGUCAUCAGGCCGUACACGAUCUGGGUUGUCCAAGAAUCGCUACCGACGUCAGGAUAGGUACGAGAACAGAUAGAUCCAUCACUUCAGGUGGUAAUGAUGGUAAAGUACAAAGAGUUGUAGAUAUACUCGCUUCGGAGAAAAAGUGA
Messenger RNA from Kwoniella shivajii, 324 nucleotides. RefSeq lists its product as uncharacterized. Gene Ontology annotation, cellular component: cytosol. The coding region runs from base 1 to 324 and encodes 107 amino acids. The record is from RefSeq and is a predicted model, not a curated record. Lineage: Eukaryota; Fungi; Basidiomycota; Tremellomycetes; Tremellales; Cryptococcaceae. The transcript is spliced from 4 exons.